UUUAGUCAGUAUCUGACUGUACUUCAGUCAUUUUUGUAUAUUAAUUUGAUUGAGAUAUUCAUUCCAUCAAUUUCGCCGCGUGAGGAAAAAUUUGCUAAGUGUUUUAUUUUGUAAUUUCUUUAGCUGUAUCAAAUGGAUCUGAGAACAAAAAUAGUGGAACAUCUCGCAUUAACAAAUAAGCUCGGGUUAGCAGUUAGAGAAGUCGAGCAUAAGGAUUUACCUGUAGACUAUGUGGCAAACGUAUAUGGACUCGAGUUCCAGAUUUUAUACAAAAAAAAAGAAAUUAGAAGAUGCAAAAGCAACUUUGAUGGUAAAAGACAAAAAAUCAAACGUGCAGUAAGAGAUAUUAUUGAAAAAGGUUUAACAUAUGCCAGCGUUUCAAAUUGUUACAAAGUUCGUACUAACAAGUUAUGGUUUGAAGUAAAGACGGCCCGUCUUCGAGGGCUUCAGAAUUACCAAUAUGACAGACACGAUCCACAUGGCCCGAGGUUACUUACAUACGUGCAAGAGGAAAUACUUUUGGAAUAUUUGAUAAACUGGAAAAGUGCAUCGUCGAAAACCACUUGCACUUGUCAGCUUUGCGCAUUGGAACAUCUAUUAAGAUUUGUUCGCGGAUUAGCCCAACAUAAUAAUAUAGGACUGUCAUCUGAAUUCAAAGCGAAUAAAAUUACUGAUGUGGAAAUUCAGUGGUUAAUAAAUUUUGAAAUGAAAUUCAGCGAAGAAAUUUUCAGAUCGUUCUGGCCUAUAAAAAAUUGCACGAAACAAACAGACAAGUAGGAAAUUACAAAGUCGAUUUGUUUGAAAUAUGUCAGUUUGCUAAGUAGUUAAUUAAAUAUUAAGUACCAAAGAAAUAUUAACUGGUCAGUUAAAUCAUUGACGAAAUGUCCAUAUGAAAUUUUAGGAGGUAAU
Messenger RNA from Nylanderia fulva, 909 nucleotides. The record is from RefSeq and is a predicted model, not a curated record. Lineage: Eukaryota; Metazoa; Arthropoda; Insecta; Hymenoptera; Formicidae.